UAAGCAGUAUUUCCUAUGUAUUAACAAAAUAAUUUAUAUGGUUUAUAAUAGUAUUAUAAUAUUAGAAAAUAAAUAAAAUAAAAACAAGAUGUUUCCUGCACACAAUUAAAAAUAAUACAUCAAAUUUAAUACAACCUUAAUUAUCGCAAUAAUUAAUGUUAUAUAUGAAUGUAUUAUUUCAUAAUAAAAUAUAUAACAAAAGUUCUGGUUAUUUUAUAUUACAUUAUAAGAAUUUUAAUUUAAUUUAAAUGUAAUUUGUAAUGAAUCAAUCUUCCUUUGGUCAAAAGUUUUGAGACGCGUCAUCAUUCAGUAGGAUGAGAAGGUUUCUCAAAACCUUUGAUCGCUGGUGUAUGAUUAUCAUUUAUUAUUUUAAUUAUUUGUUUAUUUAUUUAUUACUAAUGUACAUAGUUUAUUGCAGGUGAGGUAAUCAGACGUUUUUAUAUUCUAAUCAUGCGUCAGUUCAUUAUAAAUAUAUUGAUAUAAUAAGAUUGCUAUAAUUAUUGACAUUUUGUGUGAUUAAAAUACAUUUACUACUUUGUGAAUGAAAAUUUGUUAGAAUUUAAGUUGAUUUAAAUUCAAUAGUUUUUUUUCACACAUUUUAGGAAUGUUAUUCCCCACCCCCUCACCAAUUUUUUUUCAUGUUUCAAAGUUAAAAAUUGAUCACAUAGAAAAAAAAACGGAUGACAUCUGUAUCCAUGUGUGUGUAUGGUCAAGAGCUGGUUCGACCACUACCUCCAGUGGAACCAGAGCGAACAUCCCGGAGUUAAAAAUCUUCGCUUCACCACCGACCAAAUCUGGACGCCAGAUAUUCUGCUGUACAACAGACGAUGACUUCGACUCCACCUUCAAGACCAACGUUCUGGUCAACUCUAGCGGCUUUGCUGAAUAUUUGCCUCCAGGUAUUUUCAUGAGCACGUGCAACGUAGACGUGCGCUGGUUCCCUUUCGACAUCCAGAAGUGUGUCCUCAAGUUCGGCUCGUGGACUUACGACGGCUUGCUUCUUGACCUCCAGAUGAACGACGCCGACAUCUCGGGCUACAUGCCUAACGGCGAAUGGGAUCUCAUAGGAGUGCCUGGCACCCGCAACGAAAUUUUCUACGAUUGCUGUAAAGAGCCUUACCCGGACGUGACUUUCAACGUGACCAUCCGGCGAAGGACGCUUUACUACGCCCUCAACCUGCUCAUCCCCUGCAUGCUCCUGUCCUCCAUGACCCUUCUCAUUUUCGUUCUACCCGCCGACUCAGGAGAGAAGAUUUCUCUGGGGAUCACCGUCUUGCUGUCGCUGACUGUGUUCAUGCUGUUGGUGGCUGAGAUCAUGCCAGCAACGUCUGACUCGGUUCCGCUUAUAGGUCAGUACUUUGCCAGCAUCAUGAUCAUUGUGGGCAUGUCCGUUAUCGCCACCGUGGUAGUCCUGCAGUAUCAUCAUCACGAUCCCAACGGAGGGAAUAUGCCCAAAUGGGUAAAGCUGGUUCUUCUUCAAUGGGUGGCGUGGUUUCUUCGGAUGAAGCGUCCCGGUGAAGCAGAAAAACCCAGAAGGCCCCCGUGUGCCCCCCACCUGCGUCGCUGCUCCUCAGGCUCUCAUAGCGGUAGCAUACCCAAUCAUGGUGAUCCUGGCCUGCACUCGUUGCACCCUCAGAACCUGCACCCGCUCCACCAACCGCACCCCCACGGACCGUCUGGCACCACCAACAACGGUAACCUACUUUACUUUCAAGGAAUGGAAGAGCCUUCAUUGUUGCCCGAUGCGGGCCAGAGGUGCAAUAACAUCUCUACAGGGCCCCGGAGCCCGCCCCCACACCUGCCGCCCCAUCUUUGCGGAUCCCCGCCGCCACCGGCACCUAAUUUGGACGGCAUGGGCUGCCCUAGCACCGUCUCCAGUGGGGGUGGCUUCGGCGUGGGCAGCGGUCCGUGCCAAGUCCUAAGCCACGGGGACCCCCUGCUUCAAGCAAUCCUAGAGGAGGUACGCUACAUGGCGGACCGAUUUCGCGAGCACGAUGAGGCGGAAUCCGUUGCCGACCAGUGGAAGUUCGCUGGGGCCGUAAUCGACCGCCUGUGUCUGGUGGCGUUUAGCGUCUUCAACAUUAUCUGCACCAUCUCCAUCCUUAUGUCGGCGCCAAACUUUGCUGACGCCGUUUCCAAGGACUUUGUCUGAAAAGCCGCGAGGGGGAAUAUAGCGGAUGAGAAGGAAUUAAGGUAUCAAGCGGGCUUGCAUCCAGCGGGACUCCACGUUCUCUUGUGGGUUAACAACUGGAAAAGGAAAAUAUGUGGAUUUUUUUGCACUACACUGACUGAACUCAAGAAAACAGCUAUGGGGAUACUUUCAGAGCUGUAACAGAAGCGAGACAGCAUUGUGAAAUGGAAUAGCAGGAAGCUGAAAAUGAGGCUCAAUACUUUGGGUAAAGCAAAGUAGAAAGCUUUGUUUGAGUUUUAUCCUGCGAAAAAUGAGUCCUGCCACGGCUCUGAUGCGUCGAUUUUGUGUGAAAGAAGCUCCUGUAUCGAGGAAGGACUCCUUGGAGAAUAAAGACAAGGACAUGCAGAUUUCUUUUUUUUUAAGAGGAGCAGCACAGUAAGAGAAGAAGGUGCUCAUCCAUUAUUCAACCCUUGGCGUCUAAUGGCCGUCAAAUUAAAAAGUCCUCCCGUCGUCUUUAAAUGCAAUUAAUCGGCCUUGAAAAGAUGACCUGGGCACUUUACAUUUCCAUGGGCCUUAUUAUCCUCGCAGCUAAUACGCCUCCCUAAACUGAAUUAAAGCUGCAGUGAAGCCCAGACAGACCUCAAAUCAGCAGUAAAGGUUCCCAAAUCAAUAUGGAGGAGGGAGGAGUCUUAUUCAAUGCGAGCAAAGUGUGUCAUUCUAUACGUACAGUUCCACAAAAAGCUGAAGCAGCUUUAAUUUGGUCGCUGUUGUCAAUGAAUAGAAAGCAACCGAAAUCAAUAAGAAAGAUUUCCUGCCCGUUGGCACCUUUGCUAAUUUGUGUCUAAUGGAGACCUUCAGCCAAAGCGGAAAAGAAACACAAUAGUAGUUCUACCAACACAACCUAAUAGGAUCCAAUACUAAGGACCUGUAACACACACAAACAACUCCUGUAUUUUUUGGACUAUAAGUCGCACUAGAAUAUUUACCAAAAAAUGCACAAGAGAGAAAUGUAAUGCGUCUUAUGUUUACUUCGGUUAUCUUAUUUUUUUGACAUCAUUUGCCUUCAGUGGCAGCCAAUAAGUUCAAGUCUUCAUUUUCAGUAUCACUAUUGGACAACUCGGCCAACUCUAGACAUAGAGGGCAAGCCUGAAGCGCCUUCAGUUGUGAACGACAAGCACGUGUGUGCUACAACACACUACAGAGUGAAUGCUGUGACUAAGAGUGUGCAUGCCCUCUACUGGCUCACUAGUAACCUACAGUAACAAUAAGUCCACAAUUAAUUCAUUAAGCACUGAUGCACAAAAAAAAAAAAAAAGUCAGAAAUCAAGGAUCAAUAGAUACCGGCACAUGCUUCAUUGCUACCAAGUUUCAAGAAGAUUGGUUCAUGAAUGCCUUAUGGAGUAUAACUUCAAAUUUAGUGUCCACAAGAAGAAGAACUACUACGACAACUACUUGAGUGGAGACUUGACAGGCCUUCAACCUGUAAAAAUACAUAUAUAGUGGUACUUCUACAUACAAAUUUAAUUGGUUUCAGGAACUGGUUUGUAAGUCGAAACGGUCGAAUGUCGAGCGGGAUUUUCCCAUAAGAAUACAUUAUAGUAUUUCGAUUAAUUUGUUCCACAGCCCAAAUACUUAUGCUAAACCCUUCAUAAAUACUGCAGGUACAAUUACAAAUAGCAAAUACACAUAGAAAAACAAAUACAGGUAGUCCCCGGAUUAUGACGGACUCGAGUUUCCCGAUUUCGACUUUACGACGCCUGCGUCUCGUCAUUUAUUUAUUUUUUUAUGUUAAUUUUUGUUUUGUGAUGCAUGCUUUUAUUUUGGCGCACGAUGUGAACUCAUGUAAAGAGGCGCCCGCCCACCGCACACAGAGAGCAGCCGAGUGGCAGAGGUGACAGCCUCCACGCACAUUUGUUGCUUGUGAACCAUCGAGAAAAGACUGCUGUAUAUAACCUCUUUUGUACUGUUUAUUGUGUUUUCAACUGUGGUCGAAUAUUUGGGUCGAGGUAAUGUGACUGUUUUUGAUGAUGUGCGGACGCUAACUGAUACAUGCUAAUCGUUUGUUGUUGUUGUUGUAUCAGCGGCUACUUUGUAAACGCAAAUUUGAAUUGAGAUGAGACUGAUUUAAGUUAAUUUUAUUUCAGAGUCAUUUUGCAAGUGUUGAUGUCAUGAGCAGCUGAAUAAAGUCAGCAAACCACACGGACGUCUGACAUUUUGGAGCUUAGCUCACUGUCUAGGUAGGACUUAGACCCAAUGUCUUGGCGAGGACAGUACAAUGACAUAAACCUAUCCAAAAACAUGUUGUUGUUUUUUAAAGAGGGUGUUUUAAGGUAUUUAUAGGGUUAAUUCCGACUUUCGGGGAAAUCUGGGUUACAUUGCCAGCGCAGGAACAGAACUUGUUCGUUAACCGGGGACUACCUGUAAAUUAUAAAGAAAAAUCAUAAUAAUAAUAAUGCAACGAAUCGGAUUCUAAUAUGGCGUUUGUGUUUUGCAUGCUAUUCCUGAACACACCACAUGACUGACGAGAUAGUGAGAAAGGUACAAAAGAGUGGGAAGCUUUACUUUUUUUGAUGUUCUGUUGCUGUUGGCGUCGGCUACGGCGGACAUUAGCCGUGUUGUGUUGCACAAGAUCUGAAAUAAAUGAUUAAAACCCUGACAAAGCUGGUUACCUUGCUGAUGUUACAAUAAUAAUGAGUCGUUCUCGAGACCGUAGACAUAUUCCGGCCGUAUUGUUGAGCCAAUUCACUGACGCACACACCACAGUCAUAUCUUUCAAUCAUUUCCUUCUUAAUUUCAAUGGUAAGCUCACCUUUUUCCCUUUUUCACCAAUUUCACACACACAAUUUAUUCACACACACACAUAUUUACAAAGUGUACAUCAUAUCUCAGUGCUGAGCCAAGAUUAUGUGUGAGUCAGGUCUCCUUAAGAAGCUACUAAAAGCUUAUAGUCAGGAGCCUGCAUACAUCAAGACAAUCACAAGAAACGUGAUCAGAUCAUUAUCAGAUGAGCAUAGGGUGAGUUGCAGUUUUUUACAGUGUUCUCUUACAAAAACAUAGUAAUGUACAAUAACUCAAUAUAUAUAUACACAAACACACUCACACACGCCCACCCACACACACAGAAAAAAAAAAUAAAAGAAAUACUUCCCUAGAAGACAAUUUAUAACCUAAGUAUGUUGGAAUUGUCAUAUUUACUGAUCAGGAUACUUUUUAGCAUCGUUUUAAAGGUGGAGAUGGAUUUCAACACUUUUAGAUUUUCAUCGAGCUCAUUCCAGAUCUGGGGGCCUCGAGUUGCAAUGCCCAGGCUGGUGCUAACAAGUCUUCUCUUUUUUCCACUGAUGAGGUCUUUGUUUCUGGUGUUAUGAGUAUGGAGAGGAGUCCAGACUGGAAUGAGCUCAGACAGUCUGCUAUUCAUAUUAUUUACAAUUGGGAACAUUGUACAUGCGUUAUGAAAUGUGUUUAAAUCAGUGAGUCGGAGAAGGCGUAAAUUAUAAAACAAGGAGUAGGUGGGAGCAUUGAAACUAGCCCAGGACAUGGCCCGUACCAUCUUCUUUUGUAGAGUUUCUAAUUUCUUUAGGUGACUGGGGAACGUGUUGCACCAUAUGAUGUUACAGUAGUUGAUAUGGGGCUCAAACAACGUUUUGUACAAGGUAAGAAGUGCGGUUAAAGGGAGAUGGUGUCGUAUUUUGAAGAAUAGUCCAACAUAUUUGGAUAGUGUAGAUAUAAGGUGUUCUAUAUGGCAUUUGAAGUUGAGAGACUUAUCAAUGAAGACUCCCAGGAACUUUGUGGAAUCAACUUGUAAUAAAUUGUCGUCGUUUACUUUCAGACAAAUCCUGUUUGUGUCAACUGCUUUCUUGUUUGAUCUAAAUACUAUGUAAUUGGUUUUGUUGAUGUUGAGGGAAAGUUUGUUGCACCUGAGCCAGCUAUCUAUCUUUAAUAACUCUGCAUUUAAAAUAUGCUGUAGGUCUAAUGGGUUUUUAUGUGAAAGAAACAAGUUAGUAUCAUCAGCAAACAAAAUCAUGUGUAGUAUGUCAGAAGAAUUAACAAGGUCAUUAAUGUAAAUAAGAAAAAGUAGUGGGCCCAAAAUUGAUCCCUGGGGGACUCCAUGUUUUAUUUCCUUUUUUUGUGAAACGUGAUUGUUAAUACUUACAUAUUGUUGUCGACUAAAUAAGUAACUUUUGAACCAGUUGUAUGCUAUUCCUCUAAUACCAUAAUGAUGUAUCUUAUCCAGUAAAAUACUAUGGUCAAUGGUGUCAAAAGCCUUAGAUAAAUCCAAAAAAAUGCCAACGCCACACUUGCCUUGCUCAAAGGCAUCAUUAAUUUUUUCAACAAGAUCUAGAAUGGCCAUGCACGUUGAAUUCUUCUUUCUGAAGCCAUAUUGUGAACUGUUUAGAAUGUGAAACUUGUCUAGGUAUUCGCUUAGUCUAUUGUAUACGACUCUUUCUAGUACCUUGGAGAGAGUGGGUAGAAUGGCAAUUGGGCGGUAGUUGUUCAUGUUAUUUUUAUCUCCAGAUUUGUACACUGGAGUGAUUCUGGCAAUUUUGGUCUGUUUUGGCACUACGCCAUGAAGUAGGGACAAAUUAAUGCAAUACGCAAGUGGUUUUGCAAUUAUAUGGGCAAUGGGAAUCAUGAUCUUACUGC
Molecule: messenger RNA, 6772 nt
Organism: Corythoichthys intestinalis (scribbled pipefish)
Lineage: Eukaryota; Metazoa; Chordata; Actinopteri; Syngnathiformes; Syngnathidae
Gene: chrna11
Product: cholinergic receptor, nicotinic, alpha 11
Exons: 7
Coding region: 605-2152 (515 amino acids)
Biological process (GO): nervous system process; signal transduction; regulation of membrane potential
Cellular component (GO): plasma membrane; synapse; acetylcholine-gated channel complex
Molecular function (GO): acetylcholine receptor activity; acetylcholine-gated monoatomic cation-selective channel activity; acetylcholine binding
Source: RefSeq, a predicted model, not a curated record